CACCUGGGUUGCCCGUUGAUCAUCACUUUCACUUCAUGCGAACUAUUUGCUGCUGGUUUGCAAGUCAUGGUCCGGAAAGGAGUCUGCUGUUGCUGUGCUGCACUGCGCCCCCGCUUCAAACGUCUGGUGGAUAACAUCUUCCCUGAAGACCCCAAAGAUGGGCUUGUCAAAGCUGAUAUGGAGAAGCUGACGUUCUACGCAGUGUCGGCUCCCGAGAAGCUCGAUCGAAUUGGCACUUACUUAGCCGAACGGCUGAGCCGGGAUGUUGUCAGGCACCGUUACGGGUAUGUUUUAAUAGCUAUGGAGGCAUUGGACCAGCUUUUGAUGGCUUGCCAUUCUCAGAGCAUUAAACCAUUUGUUGAAAGUUUCCUUCAUAUGGUGGCCAAGCUGCUGGAGUCUGGGGAACCAAAGCUGCAAGUUCUGGGAACCAAUUCGUUUGUUAAAUUUGCAAACAUUGAGGAAGACACGCCUUCGUACCACAGGCGCUACGACUUCUUUGUUUCUCGAUUCAGCGCUAUGUGCCAUGCUUAUCAUGAAGAUCCUGAAGUACAAACUGAGAUCCGAAUUGCCGGGAUCCGGGGCAUUCAGGGCGUGGUCCGCAAGACGGUGAACGAUGAACUCCAGGCCACCAUAUGGGAGCCUCAGCACAUGGACAAGAUCGUGCCCUCCCUGCUGUUUAACAUGCAGAAGACGGAAGAUGUCGACAGCCGAGCCUGCCCGCCUUCCUCCCUGGGGGGAGAAAAAGAGGAGAACCCAUCUGUCCUGGCUGAGAACUGUUUCCGUGAACUGCUGGGCCGGGCGACCUACGGCAACAUGAACCAUGCUGUCCGACCAGUUUUUGCGCAUUUAGACCAACAUAGACUUUGGGAUCCCAAUGAAUUUGCUGUCUCCUGCUUCAAAAUCAUUAUGUAUUCUAUACAGGCGCAGUAUUCUCAUCAUGUGAUACAGGAAAUCCUGGGACACCUGGAUGCUCGCAGAAGGGAUUUCCCACGGGUUCGCGCAGGCAUCAUUCAAGCCCUUUUGCAAGCCGUCGCUGUUGCCGCCAAAGGGUCCAUAGGCCCGACCGUCUUAGAGGUUUUCAACACCUUGUUGAAGCAUCUCCGUUUCAGUGUUGAUUUUGAAUUAAGUGCCCGGCGUAGCUCGGUGAACAGUGUCUCUUUCAGUACAAACGCCAAGGACAAUGACGAGAGAAUUGUCCAGAAUGCUAUCAUCCAGACCAUUGGGUUCUUUGGAAGCAACCUUCCAGAUUACCAGCGGUCGGAGAUCAUGAUGUUCAUAAUGGGAAAAGUCCCUGUGCUGGGGUCAACCUUGCACACCCUGGAGACCAGCCAGCUGAGUGAUUUGGGAACCAGGCGGUUCCAGAUUAUGCUGCUGAGGUCAUUGCUUAUGGUGACUACUGGAUACAGUGCUAAGACUAUUUCUGCCGCUCUUCCACCUCCUUUUCUGGAUCCUUUGCUGUCUCCUUCCCUCAUGGAUGACUGUGAGCUACGCCAACUGGUCCUGGAAAUCCUGCAUAACCUUAUCGAUCGGCAUGAUAACCGAGCAAAGCUCCGUGGCAUCAGAAUAAUACCUGAUGUUUCAGAUCUAAAGAUAAAGCGAGACAAAAUUUCAAAGCAAGAUGUGAGCUUCAUGAAAAAGUGUGGCCAGCAGCUGUACAGGCAUGUCUACUUGGGAUGUAAAGAGGAAGACAAUGUCCAGAAGAACUUUGAACUGCUGUACACGACCCUGGCCCUCAUUACCAUUGAAUUAGCCAACGAAGAAGUGGUCAUUGACCUCAUCAGAGUGGCGAUAGCAUUGCAGGAUAUCGCGAUCCUUAAUGAAGACAACUUGCCAAUGUUCCAUCGUUGUAGUGUGAUGGCAGUGGGCGCGGCGUACCUCAACUUCCUGAGCCAAAUGAUUGCCGUUCCUGCUUUCUGCCAGCAUAUUAGUAAGGUCAUUGAAACCAGAACGUUAGAAGCCCCAUACUUUUUACCAGAAACUAUUUUCAGAGAGAAGUGCAGCCUCCCAAAGUCUCUCGAGAAAGAAGAGACCAACUUGUUUUUCCUGACCAACCAAAUGGCCGAAUCGUUGGGCGGCAGCGGCUACUGUGUGGAGAGACUCUCGGUGCCAUACGUUCCACUCGUGACAGAUGAGGACAGGCUGUCACGGAGGAGAAGUCUGGUGGAUACUUUAUCCAUCCAGGUAGACAUUCUGCCUGGCUGCAAUCUUCAAGAAAAGGUGAACAGUACAGAAGAGAUCACCUUUGAAACCCUGAAGAAGGCAAUAGACAGCAAUGCUCUUGAGGAACAAGAGAAGGAAAAGCAGCGGUUGGUGAUAGAAAAAUUCCAGAAGGCUCCUUUUGAAGAAAUUGCAGCACAGUGUGAAACUAAAGCGAACCUGCUUCAUGAGAGGCUGACAGAGAUAUUGGAGCGCACUGUUCGGCCCCCUCCGAGUCCCUCCGGAACCACUACAAUCACCGCCGGCCAUGUUCAUUACCAAUCCAUUCCAGUCUACGAGAUGAAGCUUCCAGAUCUUUGUGUGUAUUGA
This is a messenger RNA of Euleptes europaea (tarantolino), 2526 nucleotides long. RefSeq names its product EFR3 homolog A (gene EFR3A). The record is from RefSeq and is a predicted model, not a curated record. The coding region runs from base 67 to 2526 and encodes 819 amino acids. Gene Ontology annotation, biological process: protein localization to plasma membrane. NCBI's taxonomy places the organism in Eukaryota, Metazoa, Chordata, Lepidosauria, Squamata, Sphaerodactylidae. The transcript is spliced from 23 exons. Gene Ontology annotation, cellular component: plasma membrane.